This is a messenger RNA of Cimex lectularius (bed bug), 504 nucleotides long. RefSeq names its product protein TonB-like. NCBI's taxonomy places the organism in Eukaryota, Metazoa, Arthropoda, Insecta, Hemiptera, Cimicidae. The transcript has a single exon. The record is from RefSeq and is a predicted model, not a curated record. The coding region runs from base 1 to 504 and encodes 167 amino acids.
AUGAAGAAAGGCCAAACAGAAGUAGCUCCUGCAGUGAGUGACAGUCAGCUAGGUAAACCUUUGGAACCAACUGCUCCAGCCGAUGAGCAUGUGCAGGAACCCAAGCAGACUGUGAACAUACAGAAGAAGGUGAAAUCGAAUGCCAAUAAAGAUCCGACAAAGAAAAAUCCAAAACGGAUUUCAAAUGCUGCUCACGAUUCAUCUUUAGCAGGGAAAGAUAUCAAUGCUAAAAAGGCCAAACCCCAACCCAAACGGAACCCACCGCCUCUGAAGACGAACAAGCCUAUACCGAAAAUUAAAGAAGCUGAAAAAGAAAACGGCAAGACAGAGGAAGUCCCUGGGAAAAAGAAACCUUCUGACCUUUCACCAAGCCGUCCUUCUGUUCCGAUAAAGAGGACAAUGAAGAGGAAGAAAGUGGUAGCAACUAAGGAUGUGGCUAAAGAUGGAGAUAACCAACCAACGGAACAACAAAUGGAAGAUGUUACUCAAGAAAGCACUUCAUAA